Spodoptera exigua (beet armyworm) is the source of this 348-nucleotide messenger RNA. The record is from the annotation of a GenBank genome assembly. NCBI's taxonomy places the organism in Eukaryota, Metazoa, Arthropoda, Insecta, Lepidoptera, Noctuidae.
AUGACAUUGCAGGGUCGCGUCAUGGCGUCAUCGUCCGCGCAAAUACAAAUGUUUGUCGGGCACGCUGCUAUAGCAGCGGUAAGACCUCUCUUCAAGGAGUGGCUCGAGUCCGCUCUUAGUCGAGCGAGAGCGGCGUGUGUGCUGGCGGCGGCACUGGUGUCUGCGCAGAUCACGUUCAGCCGCGACUGGACGGGGGGCAAGCGGGCUGCGCCUCAACUGGCCCUCGACUGCGGACAGUUCACCAGGCUGUGUCGUCACUUCGUACACGAGCUGAAGCAAGCGCUCACGUCGGAGAUGGCCAGCAAACGCCAGGAACUGGACAAGCCACCGCUUUACGACGAAGAGUAG